CACAGAGCACAGUGUCCUCCAGCUCUACAAAGACUACUAGCUCUUCAGAAACCACUGCUCAACAUUCAAUCACCACAGCUACUUCUCCAGAAGCCACCACACCUGCAUCCAUCACAUCAGAAGCAGCCAGCUCUCCAAUGAGUACAGUGUCUUCUACGGCAUCAGCAAAGAAAAUAACAUCUUCUAUUUCCAAAACCACAACCCCAGCUCUAAAGAGCACAGUAUCCUCUACAUCUUUUUCAGAGAGUAGCAUGACGCCAUCCACAAUUAGGACUAGUACAACAAAAACCACUACUCAACUUCCAAUGACCACGGAAUACUUAACUAUUUCUCCACAAACCACCACAUUGGAAACCACCACAGCAGUGACAGCCACUACUUCCCCACAGAGCACAGUGACCUCCAGCUCUAUAAAGACUACUAGCUCUUCAGAAUACCCUACCCAACAUUCAAUCACCAGAGUAUACUUAGCUAGUUCUCCAAAGUCCACCACAUCUGAGUCAAUCACAGCCAGCUCUCCAGCUAGUACAGUGGCCUCUACCUCAUCAACAAGGAGUAAAAUAACCUCUUCUGUUUCCAAAACCACAACACCAACUCCAGAGAGUACAGUAUCCUCCACACCUUCCCCAGAGAGCAGCACUAUGAAAUUGGAAAAAUCUCUUGUGACUUUCCCAACCUCUUCCCUGCUGGAGACAACAACUUUGAUUCCUGUAAGAGGAGAGAGCUCAACUACUGCCACUUUGGUUUCUUCAGUCUCACACCAAACGGAAUCUGUUAGUCCCUAUGAGUCGAUGAUGACGAGCUUGGGCACUUUCAGGACUUCUACAGCUCCCACAGAAAUAAUAUCAACUGCUACUUCAGGGACAAGGAAAGCAGGCACUUAUACCACCAGCACCACCACCACCUCCUUUUCUGAAGGAAACCUCUUUACGACUGAAGCCAAUAUUGCAUCCACAUUUAUUAGUACAACACCAAUUGAAACUGUUUCUCCCACUUCCAAACCUCCAGUGGCAACCAAAUGCUUUACGGUCAACUUCAUUGCAACUAAUUUGAUCUAUAGGCCACAGAUGGAUAAUCCCAAGUCAAAGCUCUUCAGCUCAACGCAAAGAGUCUUCGGUAACUUGUUGGGACAGAUAUUGAAGACCAGCAAGAUUGGUCCUGAUUUCAUCAACUGUAGCUUAUCAACAUUAAGAUCUGUGAAUCAGGGCAAGAACACUGGAGUAGACAGUGUCUGCUGCUAUCGUAAAAUCACCACAGCUCCCCCUUUUGAUCGAGUGAACAUAUAUCACAAAUUCAUAAAUGAGACCAACGGUUUCACCAAGAUAGAGACAUAUAGCCUGGACCCAAACAGCCUUUUUGUUAAUGAUUAUCAUGAAGCAUCACCUGUGACCACUGUUUCUCCCACUUCCAAACCUCCAGUGACAACCGAAUGCUUUACGGUCAACUUCACUGCAACUAAUUUGAUCUAUAGGCCACAGAUGGAUAAUCCGAAGUCAAAGCUCUUCAGCUCAACGCAAAAAGUCUUCGGUAACUUGGUGAGGAGACAAAUGCAUACUUACCCAAAUAUCAGCAGUAGUGUUUUACUACCAUUGGGACAAAUUUUGAACACCAGCAAGAUUGGUCCUGAUUUCAUCAACUGUAGCUUAUCAACAUUAAGAUCUGUGAAUCAGGGCAAGAACACCGGAGUAGACAGUGUCUGCUGCUAUCGUAAAAUCACCACAGCUCCCCCUUUUGAUCGAGUGAACAUAUAUCACAAAUUCAUAAAUGAGACCAACGGUUUCACCAAGAUAGAGACAUAUAGCCUGGACCCAAACAGCCUUUUUGUUAAUGAUUAUCAUGAAGCAUCACCUGUGACCACUGUUUCUCCCACUUCCAAACCUCCAGUGACAACCGAAUGCUUUACAGUCAACUUCAUUGCAACUAAUUUGAUCUAUAGGCCACAGAUGGAUAAUCCGAAGUCAAAGCUCUUCAGCUCAACGCAAAGAGUCUUCGGUAACUUGUUGGGACAAAUUUUGAACGCCAGCAAGAUUGGUCCUGAUUUCAUCAACUGUAGCUUAUCAACAUUAAGAUCUGUGAAUCAGGACAAGAACACCGGAGUAGACAGUGUCUGCUGCUAUCGUAAAAUCACCACAGCUCCCCCUUUUGAUCGAGUGAACAUAUAUCACAAAUUCGUAAAUGAGACCAACGGUUUCACCAAGAUAGAGACAUAUAGCCUGGACCCAAACAGCCUUUUUGUUAAUGAUUAUCAUGAAGCAUCACGUGUGACUACUGUUUCUCCCACUUCCAAACCUCCAGUGGCAACCGAAUGCUUUACAGUCAACUUCAUUGCAACUAAUUUGAUCUAUAGGCCACAGAUGGAUAAUCCCACAUCAAGGAUUUUCAGCUCAACACAACGAUUCUUGGUUAAUUUGCUGGGACAAAUAUUGAAGUCCAGCAAGAUUGGUCCUGACUUGAUCAACUGUAGUUUAUCAACAUUAAGAUCUGUGAAUCAGGGAGAGAACACCGGAGUAGACAGUGUCUGCUGCUACCGUAAAACCACCACAUCUCCCCCUUUUGAUCGAGUGAACAUAUAUCGCAAAUUCCUAAAUGAGACCAACGGUUUCACCAAGUUGGAGAGAUACAGCCUGGACCCAAACAGCCUUUUUGUUAAUGAUUAUCAUGAAGCACCACCUGUGACCACUGUUUCUCCCACUUCCAAACCUCCAGUGGCAACCGAAUGCUUUACGGUCAACUUCAUUGCAACUAAUUUGAUCUAUAGGCCACAGAUGGAUAAUCCCACAUCAAGGAUUUUCAGCUCAACACAACGAUUCUUGGUUAAUUUGCUGGGACAAAUAUUGAACACCAGCAAGAUUGGUCCUGACUUGAUCAACUGUAGUUUAUCAACAUUAAGAUCUGUGAAUCAGGGAGAGAACACCGGAGUAGACAGUGUCUGCUGCUACCGUAAAACCACCACAUCUCCCCCGUUUGAUCGAGUGAACAUAUAUCGCAAAUUCAUAAAUGAGACCAACGGUUUCACCAAGUUGGAGAGAUACAGCCUGGACCCAAACAGUCUUUUUGUUAAUGAUUAUCAUGAAGCACCACCUCCGACCACUCUUUCUCCCACCUCCAGACCUCCAGUGGCAGCUGAUUGCUUUACAGUCAACUUCAUUGCAACCAAUUUGAUCUAUAGACCACAGAUGGCUAAUCCCACAUCAAGGAUUUUCAGCUCAACACAACGAUUCUUGGUUAAUUUGCUUGGACAAAUAUUGAACACCAGCAAGACUGGUCUUGAUUUGAUCAACUGUAGUUUAUCAACAUUAAGAUCUGUGAAUGAGGGCAAGAACACCGGAGUAGACAGUGUCUGCUGCUAUCGUAAAACCACCACAGCUCCCCCUUUUGAUCGAGUGAACAUAUAUCGCAAAUUCAUAAAUGAGACCAACGGUUUCACCAAGUUGGAGAGAUACAGCCUGGACCCAAACAGCCUUUUUGUUAAUGAUUAUCAUGAAGCAUCACCUCCGACCACUGUUUCUCCCACUUCCAAACCUCCAGUGGUAACUGAAUGCUUUACACUCAACCUCACUAUCAAGAAUUUGAUGUAUAGGCCACCGAUGGGUAAUCCCAAGUCAAAGCUCUUCAGCUCAACACAAGGAGUGCUUCGUAAAUUGUUGGGACAGAUAUUGAACACCAGCAAGAUUGGUCCUGAUUUGAUCAACUGUACUUUAUCAACAUUAAGAUCUGUGAAUCAGGGCAAGAACACCGGAGUAGACAGUGUCUGCUGCUAUCAUAAAAUCACUGCAGCUCCCCCUUUUGAUCGAGUGAACAUAUAUCGCAAAUUCAUAAAUGAGACCAAUGGUUUCACCAAGAUGGAGAGGUACAGCCUGGAUUCAAACAGCCUUUUUGUUAAUGAUUAUCAUGAAGCAUCACCUCCGACCAGUCUUUCUCCCACUUCCAGACCUCCAGUGGCAACUGAAUGCUUUACAGUCAACUUCAUUGCAACCAAUUUGAUCUAUAGGCCACAGAUGACUAAUCCCAUAUCAAGGAUUUUCAACUCAACACAACGAUUCUUGGUUAAUUUGCUGGGAGAUAUAUUGAAAAACAGUGACAUUGGUCGUGAUUUGAUCAACUGCCGUUUAUCAACAUUAAGAUCUGUAAAUCAGAGAAAGUACACUGAAGUAGACAGUGUGUGCUGCUAUCGUAAAGCCGCUACAGCUCCCCCUUUCGAUCCAAUCAAUAUAUAUCAGAAAUUGAUAAAUGAGACCAACCAUUUCACCGAGAUGGGGAGGUACAACCUGGAUCCAAACAGCCUUUUUGUUAAUGGUAAGAAGCAUUAGUUUUGCUUUUGUGACUAAAAACCUUUGAGGCUGUCCAGCACUGAAUUACUUCUGACCAACAUUAUCUAACUUAAAUAGUAGUGUGUCUCAGUGACAGCAACGAGAGAUGCCAGUGGGCUACAAUUUUGUUUCUAUGUCUACCGGAUUUGGGUUACAAAAAUCUGGAUAAUUGCUAGAUGGCAACAGUGCUUAUUGACACCUCAUGUUCAUUUAGAAUUUUGUAGUUUUCUCUGGUAAUGCCCAAGGACUUUCUACAAGCAAACAUUGGGCUAGAUAGACACUUUAUAUUGAACUAUUGUUAUCCUAUUAGAAAGCAAGUAAUUGCCACCCAAAGAGGAUUAUCACAUCACGUAAAUUUUGUACAGAAUUCCUUAGAACAUCGACAUUGCUUGGUGUACUUUAUAGAGAUACCCUUUCAUGUUUAGGAUGGACCUGGCCUAAUGUGUCAAGGAGUUAAAAAUGGCGGCAUGUUGUGUGUACAUUCAAACUUUUCUUAAUAAAUGAUGAAUUUUAUCAGAUGGGAAAAAGUUGAUGAUUUUGAAGAAAGAAUGGAAGAAAGAUUUGUAAAAUUAAGAGAGCAGAUAAAAGAAGAUGUUGCUAAGAGAAUGUAGACUUUAGAACUCAUGUCAGAUCAGCUAUUCUUAGAAUGUGUAAUAAAUAUAAAUUCUGCCUGAAAACACCUUUUUGGCUUUCAGUGCAAGAAGCAUUUUACAAAAGAGAAAUGAUAAGUGUUUCAUUUAUUGUGGUGUAUUAAAAUUUUCACAAGGGGAUUGUAAAAUGAAAUCAAGAAAAGAUUUAAGAACAAAAUAUUCUUGUCAAUGUUUUUCUUAUGUACACUUAUCAGAAAAUUUUAGUGGAUAAAAGAUUUUGUGGUUUAGAACAAUAUGAGACUGAGUUUGAAAUAUAACUAUGUAUUAAUGAUGAACAUGUCAUUGCUAAGAUGUACAAACCUCUGAUGAAAUAUCAGAAGAACACAUGAAAGAAUGUAUGAUAAAAUGGGCUAAAUUUUUUGGCUACAAUAUACAAAUGGAUCAAUGGGAAAAUAUGUGGCUAAAAGAUUGAAAUUUAGAUUAUGUUGUAAUCUCAAAGAGAAUUUUUAUAAAAUGAUGUACACUGCUAUCUGUCAGCAGAGAAACUGUUUAAAAUGUAUAAAGGCACUUUGAAUGUUUGCUGGAAAUGUGAACAAUAUGAAGGAACAAUUUAAUCACAUUUUGGUGGACAUGUAAAAAAGUAAAAACAUCUGGAAACAAAUACAUACUGUACAUUAAGAAGAUUGUAAAGGUUAAAACUGCAACCAGAGACUUUUCUUUCGGGAUGAAUGGACAGGCAACUAGAAAAAAGCCGUGGAACUUUCUUUUAUAUAUGAUAACUGCAACAAGACUAUUAUAUGCUCAAAAGUGGGAAGAUUCGACACUAGCCACAAUAGAGGAAAAGAUGAUGAAGAUGAUGGAACUAAUGGAGAUGGCUAAAUUAACUUCUUUAAUCAGAAAAAAAACCAAUACCUACAUUUAUGGCUGACUGGAAAUUUCUUCUAGACAUUUUGCAUUAAACAGAAAAAUAUA
This is a messenger RNA of Protobothrops mucrosquamatus (brown spotted pit viper), 5872 nucleotides long. RefSeq names its product mucin-16. The record is from RefSeq and is a predicted model, not a curated record. Bases 138 to 4310 code for a protein of 1390 amino acids. Lineage: Eukaryota; Metazoa; Chordata; Lepidosauria; Squamata; Viperidae. The transcript has 34 exons.